Molecule: messenger RNA, 3372 nt
Organism: Durio zibethinus
Lineage: Eukaryota; Viridiplantae; Streptophyta; Magnoliopsida; Malvales; Malvaceae
Source: RefSeq, a predicted model, not a curated record
AUUUGAUUUGAUUUUUUAAUUUUAUUUUAACAAUAAAAUACGUUCCACCAUUAAUGUCCACCGACUCACAAACAAAGCACACUGUUGAGAAGCGUUCGCUUACUUUCUUUUUCUGCUACAACCCGACGACACACUCCGAGCUGGCACAGAUUCCUUCUUUCUCUUCCUUUCCUCUCAUUUCGUCGUGAAGUUUUCCCGAGAAGCAAUCACUAUAAUCAUGCCUUUUGUUUUCUUCAUCUAAAUCAGAUAGCAAACCUUGUUGGGUCCUUUUUGUUUUUUGGAGACAUGGGAUGUUCUAGUUCAAAGUUAGAUGAUCUCCCGGCUGUUGCUCUUUGUCGGGAAAGAUGUACUUUUUUAGAUGAAGCGAUUCAGCAACGUUUUGCUUUAGCGGAAGCUCAUGUUGCGUACACAGCUUCUUUGAAGUCAUUUGGUCAGGCUUUGAAUAGUUUCAUCGAGCAUGAUUUUGGAACUUCUUCAGGGGCGUUGCCUCCUUCUCUUCCGUCUCGUAAUAAACUCAAAAGUAAAGCGGUGGAUCCGGUUGAAGUUGGGUCAAGUUCACCCCAAAAAGGUGCUAUUUCUCACCACCUUUCCUAUUCGAGUUCUGGGUCUCAUCUUCACUUCCGUUCUGAUUCAGAUGAAGAUGACUCUGGCGGGUUUUUGCACCGUUCAGACCAUUCUUCUCCUUUGCAUGAAGCUGGUGGAGCUCUGGAAAAUGGAAUUUUUCCCGGUGGGUUUAUGCAUGUGAAUUUUAUGAAGAAGCAACCAACGCCGUCUAUUGUUUAUGAACAAAGGCCAAUGAUUCCAGAGACAGUUUAUAUGGGUGAAUCUUCAUCUUCUUCUUAUUAUCCUUACUCUUAUGUAAGUAAUAAUAAUCCUAGUUCUAGUUCAUAUCCUUAUCCGGAUAAGCAAAAUUAUGGUGUUUUUAGCAAUGAUUCUUCUUAUUCGCUGCCUGGUUAUGAGUCUUCAAUGCAACCGUCGUCGACGGCGGCAGGAUCAUCCUCGAAACCGCCGCCGCCUCCACCUUCACCUCCGAGAGCUUCAGCUUGGGAUUUCUUGAACCCUUUCGAGAGUUAUGAAAACUACCAUCGUCCGUAUACGCCGAGUAGGGACUCAAGAGAGAUGAGAGAAGAGGAAGGGAUCCCUGAUUUGGAAGAUGAGGAUUAUCAACAUGAAGUAGUUAAAGAAGUGCAGGGAGAUCAGAAGUUCGUUGAUAGCAGAGGGUAUUCGAAGUCCCCAGUUGAAGAUGAGGAUGGGAAAGUUGUUAGUAGUGAAGCAGAGGCUUCGCUUUAUCAGACGAGGCCGAGUGUUGGGAUGGAAAAUGAUCGGGUGGAAUAUGAGGUUCAUGUGUUGGAUAAGAAAGUUGUGGAUGACGAGAGGGCCGAGGAGCGAGGUAACGGGUCAGGAGCCGCUCCAAGGGAUGUUUUUGAGGUGGUUAGAGAGAUACUGGUUCAGUUUGUGAGAGCUUCCGAGUCAGGAAAUGAAAUUGCCAAGUUACUUGAGGUGGGAAUACUUCCUUAUCAGCGCAAACAUGUUUCCAAGAUGUUGCAUGUAGUUACUCCUUCAUUAUCAAUGGUGUCAUCUCAGCCAUCUACUUCUAAGACUGCUGAGUCUUCAUCUUCGGCUGACAAGAAUGAUCCAGCUUUUCUAGACUUCAAUGAAGAAUUGGCCAGGAAACCGAAAAACCUUUCCUCCACUUUGCAGAAGUUGUAUCUUUGGGAAAAGAAACUCUACAAUGAAGUAAAGAAUGAGGAGAAGAUGCGGGUAGCUUAUGACAGGAAAUGCCGCAAGUUGAAGCGACUAGAUGAAAGGGGUGCAGAAGCUAACAAAGUUGAUUCAACCCGGAAUAUUAUCAGGAAUCUAUCCACGAAGAUAGGAAUUGCAAUUCAAGUUAUUGACAAGAUAUCUGUAACAAUUAAUAAGAUCAGGGAUGAGGAACUAUGGCCACUGCUCAAUGAACUGAUUGAAGGGUUAAACAGAAUGUGGAAAUGUAUGCUUGACUGCCAUCGUAGUCAGUGUACAGUGAUUAGAGAAGCCAAAACAUUAGGUUUUGUUGGAUCUGGCAAAAAACUCAGUGAUGAUCAUCUUAAGGCCACAUCGCAGCUUGAGCAUGAACUUAUUAGUUGGACUAUAAGAUUCUCUAGUUGGAUAGGUGCGCAGAAGGGUUACGUCAGGGCUUUGAAUAAUUGGCUUGUGAAAUGUCUUUACUAUGAACCUGAAGUGACAGAUGACGGAAUAGUGCCCUUCUCACCAAGUAGGAUAGGCGCACCCCCCAUAUUCGUAAUAUGUAAUCAGUGGUCACAAGCAAUGGAUGGAAUAUCUGAAAGAGAGGUGGUUGACUCUAUGCGAAUUUUUGCUAUGAGUAUGCUCCAGCAUUGGCAAGAAGAUAAGUCAGAAAUGCAUCGGAGAAUGAUGGCCAAUAAGGAUUUAGAAAGAAGAGCUAGGAGUUUGGAUAGAGAGGAUCAAAAGUUACAGAAAGAAAUCCAAGUAUUAGAUAAGAAAAUUGUUUUGGUCUCUGGAGAUGGUAAUAGUCUCUCACUAGCUGGACAUGUUGUGUAUCAGAGUGAGACUAGCAACAAUAGCUUGCAGGGGAGCUUGCAACGCAUUUUUGAGGCGAUGGAAAGGUUCACUUCUGAGUCCUUAAAAACCUAUGUGGAGCUUUUGCAACGUGUUAAAGAAAGGAUUGCUCAAGAACAUUGAGAGAGUUUCAUAAGCCUGUAAAAUGACAUAAACUAAGGCAUUGCUUUGGAUUGAUGAUCUAGUUUACAGUAUGCAAUCUAGUUCCCUGUGAGAAAUGAAGCAAAGUGGUGGCGUGGAUGGGUCCUCUAACGCACAACUUGGCUGGUUGCUCUUUUGUUAGGGAAGGCUUGGUUAUGAGUUAGCUGAUUAGGGAAAUAAGAUAGGAGCUAGCCUUGACAAGAAUAUAGUUUCAGAUGGCCUAUGAUGGUUAAGUGAGGAGAUCAGGAGGGGCAAGUUGCCAGGUUGGCGAUUGCAAACCCUUCCAACUGUCAAGCUUGCUAAGAAACAGAUAUGUUGACUUUGCAUUUGCUCAUGUGGGGAUGGUGAGAAGUGAGAACUAUUCAUGGUAUCCAAACUCUCAUUUAAACUGCAACUCAUGUUUUUCUAUCAACUAGUUGGCAUCAUGCACCUUGCACCACCCUUUCAUGAAAAAAUGGGGCAUAUGCUUCUGCAAACGAAAGCAACCAAUGUGGCCAAAACCAUCGGAGUAAGCAGAUUCUCCAGCAGUUUUGCAUGGUUAAGAGUUUUAAAUGCAGGUUUUUGUGAGUAUUUUAGAGUGAUUCCCACAAUCAAAUGUUGUACUCUAAUGCGAUUUUCUUUUCCAUUGUGAAUCAAAAUCACAUCAAUGUUUGAAUA